UGGGCAUUGAAUGGGCUGGUGGCGCCCCGUUCGGACCUGCCCGCCGCCGGCUCCCGCGUCUGCCGGGGCCUCGGCCGACCGCCGCCGGCCCCCGCCCAGGCUGUGAAUGAAAGGCAGGCGGCGCCGGGGGCUGGCUGCAAGCGACAGGGCGACGCCGGCCUCCCGGGAGGCGCGCUCCCCGUGGAGAUGUACGGUGUGUGCGGCUGCUGUGGUGCCCUUCGCCCCAGGUACAAAAGGCUAGUUGACAACAUCUUCCCUGAGGAUCCUGAGGAUGGCCUGGUGAAGACCAACAUGGAGAAGCUGACCUUCUAUGCACUCUCAGCUCCAGAAAAACUAGAUCGCAUUGGUGCCUAUCUCUCAGAGAGGCUCAUCCGUGAUGUGGGUCGCCAUCGAUAUGGGUACGUGUGCAUCGCCAUGGAGGCGCUGGACCAGCUGCUUAUGGCCUGCCACUGCCAGAGCAUCAACCUUUUCGUGGAGAGCUUCCUCAAGAUGGUGGCCAAGCUGCUGGAGUCAGAGAAGCCCAACCUGCAGAUACUGGGUACCAACUCGUUCGUGAAGUUCGCCAACAUCGAGGAGGACACUCCAUCUUACCAUCGGAGCUAUGACUUCUUUGUGUCCCGUUUCAGUGAAAUGUGCCACUCCAGCCACGAUGACUUGGAAAUCAAGACUAAAAUCCGAAUGUCAGGCAUCAAAGGUCUGCAAGGGGUGGUGAGGAAGACUGUGAAUGAUGAGUUACAGGCGAACAUCUGGGACCCACAGCACAUGGACAAGAUUGUCCCAUCUCUGCUUUUCAACCUACAGCACGUGGAGGAGGCAGAGAGCCGUUCUCCCUCACCCCUCCAAGCACCAGAGAAGGAAAAGGAGAACCCAGCAGAGCUGGCUGAGAGGUGCCUGCGGGAGCUGCUGGGCCGGGCUGCCUUUGGCAAUAUCAAGAAUGCCAUCAAGCCUGUUCUCAUCCAUCUGGAUAACCAUUCUCUUUGGGAGCCCAAGGUGUUUGCCAUCCGUUGCUUUAAAAUCAUCAUGUACUCAAUUCAGCCGCAGCAUUCACACCUGGUUAUCCAGCAGCUCCUGAGCCACCUGGACGCCAACAGCCGCAGUGCGGCGACCGUGCGUGCAGGUAUCGUGGAGGUCCUGUCCGAAGCUGCGGUCAUCGCCGCCACCGGCUCUGUUGGCCCCACGGUGCUGGAGAUGUUCAACACCCUGCUGAGGCAGCUGCGGCUCAGCAUCGACUAUGCGUUGACUGGGAGCUACGAUGGCGCCAUGAGCCUCGGAACCAAGAUCAUCAAGGAGCAUGAGGAGCGCAUGUUCCAGGAGGCUGUCAUCAAGACCAUUGGCUCUUUUGCCAGCACCCUGCCCACUUAUCAGCGCUCUGAAGUGAUCCUCUUCAUCAUGAGCAAGGUCCCGCUGCCUUCCCUACAUCACCCCAUAGAGACUGGAAGGACAGGGGAGAAUCGGAACCGGCUGACUCAGAUUAUGCUGCUGAAGUCCCUCCUGCAGGUCUCCACAGGCUUCCAAUGCAAUAACAUGAUGUCAGCCCUGCCUAGCAACUUCCUUGACCGCCUUCUCUCCACUGCCCUCAUGGAGGAUGCAGAAAUCCGUCUCUUCGUUCUAGAGAUUCUCAUCAGUUUCAUUGAUCGUCAUGGCAACCGCCACAAGUUCUCUACCAUCAGUACUCUCAGUGACAUCUCAGUCCUGAAGCUGAAAGUGGACAAAUGUUCCCGACAGGACACAGUCUUCAUGAAGAAGCACUCACAGCAGCUCUACAGGCACAUCUACCUGAGCUGUAAAGAGGACACGAACAUACAGAAGCACUAUGAGGCACUCUACGGCCUGCUGGCACUCAUCAGCAUCGAGCUGGCCAAUGAGGAGGUGGUAGUGGACCUCAUCCGCCUGGUGCUGGCUGUGCAGGACGUGGCCCAGGUCAACGAAGAGAAUUUGCCUACAUACAACCGCUGUGCCCUCUAUGCCCUGGGUGCAGCCUACCUGAACCUCAUCAGCCAGCUCACGACGGUGCCUGCCUUCUGCCAGCACAUCCACGAGGUGAUCGAGACCAGAAAGAAAGAGGCUCCAUACAUGCUCCCUGAGGAUGUGUUUGUAGAGAGACCCAGGCUGUCUCAGAAUCUAGAUAGCGUGGUCAUCGAUUUCCUCUUCCGCCAGAGCAAGAUCAGUGAAGUCCUGGGGGGCAGUGGCUACAAUUCAGACAGGCUCUGCCUGCCCUACAUCCCGCAGCUGACAGAUGAGGAUCGCUUGUCCAAGAGGAAGAGCAUUGGAGAGACCAUUUCUCUGCAGGUGGAGGUGGAAUCAAGGAAUAGUCCAGAAAAGGAAGAGCGAGUGCCUGCUGAGGAGAUCACCUAUGAGACCCUGAAGAAGGCCAUUGUGGACAGUGUAGCCGUGGAGGAGCAGGAACGAGAGCGGCGGCGACAGGUGGUGGAGAAAUUCCAGAAGGCACCCUUUGAGGAGAUUGCAGCCCACUGUGGGGCCCGGGCAUCACUGCUGCAGAGCAAACUCAACCAGAUCUUUGAGAUCACCAUCCGGCCCCCUCCAAGCCCAUCGGGAACCAUCACUGCAGCCUACGGCCAGCCACAGAACCACUCCAUCCCAGUCUACGAGAUGAAGUUCCCCGAUCUCUGUGUGUACUGAAUUCCAAGAGUGGUCCUCCCUGGAGGAGGGACAGGGUCCUCUCGAGGGCUCAUCCUCACGACUACCCCUACCACGUGGAAAUCCAGCUGCGAGCUCUGAGAAACUCAGUCCCCUUGGAUGAGAGAACUUCCCCUGCUCAAGGUGGAGCCUCCAGGCCUUCUCUGGAAAGAUGGGGCUCCCGCCUUCUCCUUGUCUUCCCUGAGGGAGAUCCCACCA
Dipodomys ordii (Ord's kangaroo rat) is the source of this 2856-nucleotide messenger RNA. RefSeq names its product EFR3 homolog B (S. cerevisiae) (gene Efr3b). Gene Ontology annotation, cellular component: plasma membrane. The record is from RefSeq and is a predicted model, not a curated record. The coding region runs from base 187 to 2640 and encodes 817 amino acids. Lineage: Eukaryota; Metazoa; Chordata; Mammalia; Rodentia; Heteromyidae. Gene Ontology annotation, biological process: protein localization to plasma membrane. The transcript has 23 exons.